AUGGGCUACUGCACUGAGGCCAAAGGACCUAGACCAGUCUUCCGCAGUGAGAAAAGAAGAAAAGGUGAACCUGUUGGACUGAUUGAUGAACUCCCAGAGGGAGCAGUAAAACCUCCAGCAAACAAGUACCCUAUCUUCUUUUUUGGCACCCAUGAAACGGCAUUUCUAGGUCCCAAAGACCUUUUUCCAUAUAAAGAAUACAAAGACAAGUUUGGAAAGUCAAACAAACGGAAAGGAUUUAAUGAAGGAUUGUGGGAAAUAGAAAAUAACCCAGGAGUAAAGUUCACUGGAUACCAGGCAAUUCAGCAACAGAGCUCUUCAGAAACGGAGGGAGAAGGCGGAAAUACUGCAGAUGCGAGCAGCGAGGAAGAAGGUGAUAGAGUAGAAGAAGAUGGAAAAGGCAAAAGGAAGAAUGAGAAAGCCGGCUCAAAACGGAAAAAGUCAUACACUUCCAAGAAAUCCUCUAAACAGUCCCGGAAAUCUCCAGGAGAUGAAGAUGACAAGGACUGCAAAGAAGAGGAAAACAAAAGCAGCUCUGAGGGCGGAGACGCCGGCAAUGACACGAGAAACACGACUUCAGACUUGCAGAAAACCAGCGAAGGGGACACAAGGUCCACAUUUGAGAGUGAGGACAGGAAGAAGUAUUGGAAGUUUCAAGAGAGAGGAGAAGGGAUAAAAUAGUCACUUAGAAGAAGAGAAGAGUGGACGCACUUGGGAAAGGAAGUUGAAUUGCCAGGCAGUGGCGAGGGCCCGCUUGAGACCUAACUACCGUGAAUGCUGCAUAUUAAGAGAAACCACCAGAAGGUUGUGCGUUUGGUUGUCUAAUAUUCUUGGAUUUGAUAUGAACCAACACAGUCCUUGUUGUCAUUGACAGAGCCCCAGUUUGUAUGUGCAUUAUUCAUUCCUCUCUGUUGUGUUUGGGGAAAGAAAAAAAAGACAUUGAGCCUUUUUUAAGGUUAUUGAUUUAAUUUCAUGUUAUUUGGUUGCAUGAAGUUGCCCUUAACCACUAAGGAUUAUCAAGAUUUUUGCACAAACUUAUACAUGUCUAGGGUCCUUUUAUCAAGGCAGUUAAGUUCACAAUUCUCCUGCCUUUACUCCACCAUCACCAAACACUCAGUUAAACAUAAAUUCGCAUUUUUUAAAAAUGACCACUCAAUGAUGCGUGUUUCCUCUCUAUAACAGAACCCAGGAACCAUUCCUAGAUACGUAAUGCUGGCACAUUGAAGAUGGAAUUAGGAUCGUCCUUCAGUUUUGAGGCCAUGUGUAAAGUUUAAUCAUAUUGUAAAAUAUCUAUUCUGUAUUAGAAAUAGCUAGUUGACAGCUUAUACUUCUCAAAACUCAUGUCGUUAUGUACUCAAACUCAGUUUCUAUAUGUGAAGUCAGUGAGUCUUUUUGUGUUACUCCAAAAUAAAGGCAACAUUUAUUUUUUCCCACUGCCAGUACAGUUUGAGCGAAUCACUCAAGGUGGGUACUUUCCAUUUUAAAGCUGGAAUCAGCAGUAGCCCUAUGGGAAACCAGACAAAGCAUUGACUUUUAAAUAUAGACUUUUAAAAUGGAUUUGUUGUUUUCUUUCAGAACUAGAACUAGAAUAGUUACUAUCCAUCCACAAACCAUCAUUACGUGUACAUUGUUGCUAUUGUGAUAAUAGAGAAUUUUAUUUAUUUUUAUGCCAGCUUCUAUUGUGAGAACACAUUUAGUCAGUUUUGGGUUUUAUCAAUCCUGUUAUGCUUGUCCUUGGAACAUCUUUCGCGUAUUCGAGGUUUGUAGUUGAAAGUUUACUGUAAAAAAAAAAAUCAAAAACAAAAAAAUGUAUUGUUUUUACAGAAUAAAUUUAUUGGAAUGUGUACUGGGAGUAAGAUUUGAGGUUGUAAACAACUAAGUUAGUGUAAUUUGGCUUUAUAUAUGUAAUGUGAGGUAUUAAUGUAAUUCAUAUAUUAAAGCAAAAUUUGUUAACAGCAAAUUGACAAUAGAA
This is a messenger RNA of Pteropus alecto (black flying fox), 1972 nucleotides long. RefSeq names its product HDGF like 3 (gene HDGFL3). The record is from RefSeq and is a predicted model, not a curated record. The transcript is spliced from 7 exons. Lineage: Eukaryota; Metazoa; Chordata; Mammalia; Chiroptera; Pteropodidae. Gene Ontology annotation, molecular function: double-stranded DNA binding; transcription coregulator activity. Gene Ontology annotation, biological process: regulation of transcription by RNA polymerase II. The coding region runs from base 1 to 681 and encodes 226 amino acids. Gene Ontology annotation, cellular component: nucleus.